This is a messenger RNA of Corvus hawaiiensis (hawaiian crow), 1739 nucleotides long. RefSeq names its product plasminogen-like. The record is from RefSeq and is a predicted model, not a curated record. The coding region runs from base 48 to 1541 and encodes 497 amino acids. Gene Ontology annotation, cellular component: extrinsic component of plasma membrane. Lineage: Eukaryota; Metazoa; Chordata; Aves; Passeriformes; Corvidae. The transcript is spliced from 12 exons. Gene Ontology annotation, biological process: proteolysis. Gene Ontology annotation, molecular function: endopeptidase activity; signaling receptor binding.
CUUUGUGCACUGACACACAACUUCCAGCACCUGCCAGCUGGGCCAAAAUGGGGAUUAGCAAAGCUGCCUUUCUCUUUCUUUUCUUGCUCAGCUCAGUGAAAGGAGAUAUACUGGAUGACUAUUUAAGAACAGAUGGUGUUUGGAUACUUACUCGAAAUAAACAGUUUUACAAGACAAAUAAUGAAAAAGAAUGUGCAGAGAAAUGUGAAGCAGAAAGAAAUUUAACCUGCAGGGCUUUCCUAUUCACCAGGAAAAAGCUAGAGUGUUUAACACUGGCUGAAAAUGCUAAAAUGACAGUGAUGUUCACCAGCACGGACACAGUUCUUUAUGAGAAGAGAAUUUACCUUAUGGAGUGUAAAAGAGGGAUUGGGACAGACUACAGAGGAACAGAAGCCAAGACUCAGAGGGGUAUUCCAUGCCAGAAGUGGGCAGAAAAAAUACCCCACAAACCAAAUUAUACACCCGAAAAACACCCCAAUGCAGGGCUGGAGGAAAACUACUGCAGAAAUCCUGAUGGGGAUGAAAGUGGACCUUGGUGUUACACAACAGAUCCUGCUACGAGAUUUGAUUACUGUGCCAUUCCAGAGUGUGAGGACCAGGUCACACACACUGGAGAAGGACCUACAGGGGAGUGCAUGCAGUGUAAUGGCGAGGAUUACCAUGGACAAGUUUCAAGAACAGAGUCUGGACUUGAGUGCCAACGCUGGGAUGCCCAAGAGCCUCAUAUGCAUGGAUUUACCCAGAAACACUAUCCAGAGAAGGAUCUGAAGAUGAAUUAUUGCCGCAAUCCUGAUGGUGAACUUCAGCCCUGGUGUUUCACUACCAGCCCAAAUAAACGCUGGGAAUAUUGCAACAUUCCUCACUGCUCUACACACCCACCAGUCUCUGGCCUAGACUCCCAGUGUCUUUCAGGGAAAGGAGAAGACUAUCGAGGAAGGAUAUCCAUCACCGAAUCAGGAAAUGCCUGUCAACACUGGAACACACAGUUUCCUCACAAACAUGGUUGGAUUCCUGACAGAUACCCCUGCAAGGGCUUAGAGGAAAACUACUGUAGAAACCCUGAUGGAGAGAAGAAGCCUUGGUGCUAUACCACCAGCAGCAGCGUUAGAUGGGAAUAUUGCACAAUUCCUCCCUGUGACAGGACAGAUCAAGGGAUUGCUGAUGUGCCCGCACAAGUUCCCCAACCAGAGGAGUGCUACCGAGGCAAAGGCCAGAGUUAUCGUGGCACAACUUCCGUCACUGCAUCGGGAAAGAAGUGCCAGGCCUGGAACUCCAUGUUCCCACACAGGCACAUAAAAACCCCAGACAGAUUCCCAGACGCGGAUUUGAGGGACAACUAUUGCAGAAACCCAGAUGGUGACAGCAGCCCAUGGUGUUUCACCACUGACCUCAACACGAUAUGGGAGUACUGCAAUCUCAAGAGGCUGAAGUUGAAGGACCUCUGGUCUGCCAAGAGAAGGACAUAUUUGUCCAAUAUGGAGUUACUCUUGGAGACUGAACUGUACUCAGCCAUCAAAGCCUGGUUUUGUCCGAAUUCCUAGUUUUGUUUCUUGGAUCAAGAAUGCAAUGGCUUCCCACUGAAUCUGGAUGCAGGCUAAGUGUCCUGGAAAGCAGUCCCUGUGUCAGAAACAACAUUCCAAGCAUGGUUUUACAAAUUAUGUAAUAAUUCAUAGGAAUCUUAAAUAAAUACCACUACUGGCUGGGUGUAAGUAGCUAUUGCAAAGCAAUAGGCAAGCUGA